AUCCAAUCAUUUCUCCACUUCUCUGCUAAAAGAAAUAGUACAAUGGAGACACUAUUACAAACAACAUCAACUUAUCCAAAUCCAAACCGAAAACACAGUAACAUUGGUACUAGCUUCAGUCUAAACAAAAACUCAAACACUUUAACUUUUAUAAACGCCUACACUUGUCCACUUCCGUUCACUUGUACAAAGCUUCCACUUGGAUUUCACAGUAGAAAAUCAAUAAUAGUUGGAGCCAGAAAGAAGAAAGAAGAUAAACAUAGCUUUGUUUCCAAAGAAGAUGAGGCCACUGGUCCAUUUCCUGAAGCUGUCUUGCUUAAAGAGAAAAAGGUGCUAGAAGAUGGUCAACUUCUUCCAGAGUUUGCUGAUGAUGAAGAAGAGAAGCUCUAUGAAUUUUUGAAUCUUGAGAUGGAGAGCCAAUUGAAACUUGAACUUAUGCGUCACUAUGAAGUAGUUUAUCUAAUACAUGAGAAGCAUGCAGAAGAGGUUGGCAGUGUUAAUGAGAAAAUUCAAGAUUAUGUUAGGGAGAAGAAAGGAAGGAUAUGGAGAAUGAACGAUUGGGGGAUGCGUAGGCUGGCAUACAAGAUACAGAAAGCCACUCAUGCCCACUACAUUUUGAUGAAUUUUGAGAUAGAGGCCAAAUGGAUCAAUGAUUUCAAGAGCAUGUUAGAUAAAGACGAGAGAGUUAUUCGACACCUUGUGAUUAAGAGGGAUGAAGCAAUCACGGAGGAUUGUCCUCCUCCACCUGAGUUCCAAUCUUUGCGUGCUGGUUUUGAUGAUGACGAUGAUGACGAGGAUGAUGAGGAUGACGAGGAUGGAGAUGAUUUGGCUGACGAAGAAGAUUACGAUGAUGACGGUGAAAUGGACGGUGAUGGCGACGAAAUUGAAGAUGGCAUUAUUUUUGUCGAUGCUGAUGAAAAUGACGAUGACGAUAGCAUGGAAUGGAAUGGAAAACAAAAUCAGAUUCGCGAGAAAGUAGGUAGAUAAAAUAUGUAAUAAAUGUGUUCAGAUUUUAUGAUGAUAUUACAAUUUUGUCAAUGUGUUAUAAUAUGAUUGACUUAGUCUACUAAUGACGUGGUAGACUUGGUCUACCUAUAAAUUUCUCAAUAUUUUAUCAA
Mercurialis annua (annual mercury) is the source of this 1118-nucleotide messenger RNA. Its product is annotated as protein REGULATOR OF FATTY ACID COMPOSITION 3, chloroplastic-like. Gene Ontology annotation, molecular function: structural constituent of ribosome; small ribosomal subunit rRNA binding. Gene Ontology annotation, biological process: translation. Gene Ontology annotation, cellular component: ribosome; cytosolic small ribosomal subunit. The record is from RefSeq and is a predicted model, not a curated record. The coding region runs from base 43 to 987 and encodes 314 amino acids. The transcript is spliced from 5 exons. Lineage: Eukaryota; Viridiplantae; Streptophyta; Magnoliopsida; Malpighiales; Euphorbiaceae.